GGGCCUGGCCACGUCACCGCCCGGCCGGGAGUGCGCUGGCGGGGCGGCGGCGCCUGGGCAGGAAGCGCGGGGCUCGGAGGCGCGGGCAGGGGCGCGCGGGACCCAGGGGCUGCGGCCGGGGAUGUGGCAGCCGCCUGGCGCGCCUGAAAGUUUCCCAGAGUUGGCUGCGCGGGUGCUCGCCGGCGGCUGGACCAUGAACGUGUUCCGUAUCCUCGGCGACCUGAGCCACCUCCUGGCCAUGAUCUUGCUCCUGGGAAAGAUCUGGAGAUCCAAGUGUUGCACGGGCAUCUCCGGGAAGAGCCAGAUCCUUUUCGCUCUCGUCUUCACCACCAGGUACCUGGAUCUGUUCACCAACUUCAUCUCCAUCUACAACACAGUGAUGAAGGUGGUUUUCCUCCUCUGCGCCUAUGUCACAGUAUACAUGAUCUAUGGGAAAUUUUGGAAAACGUUUGACAGUGACAAUGACACAUUCCGCUUGGAGUUUCUUCUGGUCCCAGUCAUUGGCCUCUCCUUCCUUGAAAACUACAACUUCACUGUUCUGGAGAUCCUCUGGACUUUCUCUAUCUACCUGGAAUCUGUGGCCAUCCUGCCUCAACUCUUCAUGAUCAGCAAGACUGGAGAGGCUGAGACCAUUACUACUCACUACCUGUUUUUCCUUGGGCUGUACCGUGCACUCUACCUGGCUAACUGGAUCAGGCGGUACCAGACUGAGAAUUUCUAUGACCAAAUUGCUGUGGUGUCUGGAGUAGUACAAACCAUCUUCUACUGUGACUUCUUCUACUUGUAUGUGACCAAAGUUCUGAAAGGAAAGAAGUUAAGUCUUCCGAUGCCUAUUUGAGGGCCCUCAGAGGAACUCUACACCUUAACAAGGACACAUUUGAAAUGUUCUCUGGGGCGACUUACAACAGACCAAAUAUUACAAUUAAAGCCAGAAAAAUGCUUAGUGUGAAUUUCAGCGCAGCACUGUUCAUCCUAUCUACAAGACCUCAUCAGUGUCUCUCUGAGGUUAUGAAAUGCCUGGACCAAUUACACAACUACGGUGCUUCAUGAUGUCUACUGGGUCACGAAACCUUAGGUAUUUACUUCCUGACUGGGUCAAAUAAACCAUUGCUUUCUGAGGCCUCAGUGCGAGACUCAUGCUAAGAACAGUCAAUUCCACUCUAAAAAGAUACCCCUCUGUGUAUAAGGCAAACACCCCAAGUGAGUAUCAGUCCAAUUACUGGAGUAUGCUCUUACAAAUGAUUUUCACUACCCAUGUUGCACAAGUUUAGGGAGUUGAUACAAAGGUAAUACAGCCUACAGAUGAGAAAUGUUCACUUCUAAAGCUGUCCAAACACAAGUAAACCACAUUUCCCAGCUUUGGCCAGAUUUAAAGUUUUGUGCCUCACCUCUGAAGCUGAUGUGAGCCUCGUGCUGGUUCACAGUACCCCCAACACUCAGUACUCUAAUCCUCAUAACCGUAGCUGGGCACCAUUAGUGUUACAGCCAUGUCACUGAUGAGAAAACACACACCUAAGAUUUUUACCUACUAGGUAUUGUCUUGUUGCUCCUGACUCAAA
This is a messenger RNA of Manis javanica (Malayan pangolin), 1559 nucleotides long. The record is from RefSeq and is a predicted model, not a curated record. Lineage: Eukaryota; Metazoa; Chordata; Mammalia; Pholidota; Manidae.